This is a messenger RNA of Malaya genurostris, 2213 nucleotides long. RefSeq names its product ecto-NOX disulfide-thiol exchanger 2. Bases 108 to 2213 code for a protein of 701 amino acids. Lineage: Eukaryota; Metazoa; Arthropoda; Insecta; Diptera; Culicidae. Gene Ontology annotation, molecular function: protein-disulfide reductase activity; RNA binding. The transcript is spliced from 5 exons. Gene Ontology annotation, biological process: ultradian rhythm. Gene Ontology annotation, cellular component: plasma membrane; external side of plasma membrane. The record is from RefSeq and is a predicted model, not a curated record.
GCUGCUUGGCAUCCCUGCGAGAAAAUGACAUUUCAUUUACAAUUCGUGCAAUGCAAGUGAACUAUUUCAGUAUUUAUCAUUGGAGCAAUAAAUUAAAGAACUGAAGCAUGUCGUACACUUUGAAUCAACUUUCGGGAAAUGCCAUUGCAACUAUGCAUCCCUUAAUGGGAACAAUAGCAAAUGCUAGUGGUUUCAUUACUCAACCCAUCAGCGGUAAUUCAAGUGCUGCCUCAAUGAUUGGUAAUACUUCUGUAGAAUUUUGUCGCAAACAAAGUCAAUUGCAAUCAGGAGUAGCUCCAAUGGAUCUAGAAUCCGCUUCUGAACGUGAUUCUGGUAGAGAAGGCGCAUCAAGUGAAAUAAAAGAAAGAGUAGUUCAAAAAGCAAACCAGUUAGGAGUAGAUGGGAGUGGUCAAAUUUUGUUCAAUCAAUUGAUUCCACAACCUCAAGGAUUUAUGAUGAUGACUCCGGGGAUGGUUAAUAUGAUGGAUGGAUCAUCGCUUAUAGGAAUGCAAACUUUUCCAGUGAUGGCGCAGCAGAUUAAUCCUGGGGUGGAUAUGACUUCGCAAGCGAUGAAUUUAGUUAGGUCAGAAGACGGUGGCAAAGAAUUGAUAUACUGCAAAUCUUGUACACUAUUUCCACCCAGCCCUAACUCUCCUGGUCCAAAAACAAUUGACCGUCCCCCUGGGUGCCGAACCGUGUUUGUAGGUGGCCUUCCCAAUUCGAUAACCGAAGAAAUUAUACGAGAAAUUUUUGAAAGGUGUGGAGAAAUUACCACAUUGCGAUUUUCUAAGAAAAAUUUCUGUCAUAUUCGAUAUGUGUAUGAAGCUUCGGUUGAUUCUGCCAUUUAUUUAUCCGGCUAUCGUGUCAAGUUGAACAGUGGAGGAUUCAACUUCACUACACCAGAACCGAAAGAUCCCGCUACAUAUGGUACUUUACACGUAGACUACGCACACGCCCGCGAUGAUCAGUAUGACUAUGAAUGCCGGCAACGUAAACUGCAAAGAGAAAGGCGACAUCGCGAGAGGGUCGAAGAUGAUCGCGUUCGACCAUCAUCUCCGCAACCAGUAAUUCACUACACUGAUCAUGAAGCUACAUCAAUAUCAGAAAAAUUAAAGACCGACGAAAGCUUCGCGAAAGCCGUCCAAACUCUUAUCACAUGGCUAGAGCGGGGUGAUUGUAACAAAAAGAAUGCUAAUAACUUCUAUACGAUGAUACAGAGUACUAAUUCGCAUGUUCGACGUCUAUUGUCCGAGAAAACAAUAAACGACGAAGAACUGUUCCGUGCCAGGGAACACUACAGGAAACAGAUGCAGAGCAUGAUGGUGCAAUUCAAUCAGAUUGAAAAAGUGUUCAAUGCGGCCAGUCACAAGAAGGUUUGGGAUCAUUUUUCUAAAGCCCAGAGAAAGAACAUCGACGUCUGGAAAAAACAAUCACUGGAAAUCCGCAGUGUUCAACUGGAAGAUGUUGGAGAUGAAAUGGAUCUCUCCGAAGAUGAUGGAUCCACACCAAAAAAGUCCCGUUGGGAUGUUCGGCAGGAACAUUUGGAUACUACUUCCGAUGCCGAGACUCAAUCGAUUAGAUCAGAGCUCGAAGUUAAAACUAUGCAAAUUCAAGUUUUACAAGAAACAAUUCGUAAUCUGCAGACGCAACUGCUAGAUAACAAAUACAAGGAAAUGGAGCGCCAAAACAAAAUUUCCGAUUUAGAGGAAAAACUAAAGGAUGCGAAUGUCAAACAGCUUUUAUUGAAAACAAAAAUAGCCACCAAUCACUCAAAAAUGUCGCAUUGCACAACAAACAACUCUUCUACGAAAGGGGAUUCCGAAGUAGAUGAGCCUGAAGUAUUAGAGUUGGAUUUAAAACCUGCGUUACUAGCUGUUGUUACUACUCCAGUUACUGCUUCUACUGCUGGUGUUCCGACACCAGUAGUUUCUCUGACACCCGUUGAAACUCCUCCGCUGGCAGUGAUUGAUCCAACUGAAGCUAGAGUCAUUACGUUAGUAUCAACAUUUUUGGUGGUACAUCCUCAUGGCGCCAGCAUUGACUACAUCUGGUCAUACGUCAAUCGAUACGUGCCGGAACUGAAGGUGAAACUUCUCGAAGAAUUAUUGCAGCGGUACGGAAAUCUGUUUCGGGAAGAAGUCAGUGGGAUCGGGGCUAAAAUUGAAAGAAAUUGGAAAUUUGUUGGCUACGAAUGCAAUGGCGAGAAAUCGUGA